Ceratotherium simum simum (southern white rhinoceros) is the source of this 699-nucleotide messenger RNA. The record is from RefSeq and is a predicted model, not a curated record. Lineage: Eukaryota; Metazoa; Chordata; Mammalia; Perissodactyla; Rhinocerotidae.
UCAUGGGAUCCGCUUUCAGCAGAUGGCUCUGCAGGUGAGACUGACACCAUUUUCCCAGUGGCUGUGUUCAAAACCACCCAGAGGAACUGGUGAACCAAAAGAUGCUGGGCCUGGAGCGAGUGGAGGCAAGAGAGGAGGGAAGCAGGAUGACUUUGCCUGGUGGAAACGGAUGCAGAAGGGCGAGUUCCCCUGGGACGAUAAGGAUUUCUGCAGUCUGGUUGUUUUGGGGGCAGGUGUUGCCAUGGGAUUUUUCUACUUGUAUUUUCGAGAUCCUGGGAAAGAAAUCAUGUGGAAGCACUUCGUGCAGUAUUACCUGGCGAGAGGUCUGGUGCGGCCGUGAGGAGGGAGACAGGUGUCCUCCUGUCCAUGCAUUCUGGACAGAUUGCAGAGUUUCCUAGAGGUCUGACAUGGCUGACAUUGACAUACUCGUUCUAAAAGGCAGCCUGGAAGGGCGAAGUAAUCCCUGCCUAGCCUAUCUAACACAGCCUUGUGCUCAGCUCCUGUGGUGUGUAGUGGGGCAGCCUCUUGCCUGGCUAAGUUAGACCUGAAACCUGAUCCUGCUCACUUAGAGGAACUUUCAUGUAAGCUGGAAAAGGCUAGCGUGUGAAUAUGAGUGCUGUGUCCUCUCACAGCCCCUCCUGAGUUCUUCUGAGGAAAUCACCUAAUAAUAUCGUAGGAUAUCAUAGAAAUAAGUUAACU